Messenger RNA from Carassius gibelio (silver crucian carp), 1062 nucleotides. Its product is annotated as trace amine-associated receptor 13c-like. Bases 1 to 1062 code for a protein of 353 amino acids. The transcript has a single exon. Gene Ontology annotation, molecular function: trace-amine receptor activity. The record is from RefSeq and is a predicted model, not a curated record. Gene Ontology annotation, cellular component: membrane. Lineage: Eukaryota; Metazoa; Chordata; Actinopteri; Cypriniformes; Cyprinidae. Gene Ontology annotation, biological process: G protein-coupled receptor signaling pathway.
AUGAAAGGACAGUAUGAAGAGCAGAGCAAACUCCGAACAGGAGAAGAUUUACUCAUGGUCUAUGAGACAGAGGAUCAUGAGAUUGAAUACUGUUUUCCCUCCAUCAACUCAUCAUGUAUCAAGGGAAAGCGCUCAAGUUAUGAAUACAAUAUCAUGUAUGUAUUUUUUUCAUUGCUGUCAGCAUGGACUGUGUUUCUGAACCUGCUGGUGAUCAUCUCCAUCUCCCACUUCAAGAAGCUUCACACUCCAACCAACCUGAUCAUUCUCUCUCUGGCAGCAGCUGAUAUGCUUAUAGGGCUUAUUGUCAUGCCUGUGGAUGCCAUCAAGCUAACUGAGACAUGUUGGUACUUUGGAGACACUUUCUGUGACGUGUUUAUGAUAAUCAUGGGAUUGCUCACCUCAACAUCUAUUUGUAAUUUAGUUUUAAUUGCUGUUGAUCGUUAUGUGGCUGUGUGUCAUCCUUUACUCUACCCAAAGAAAAUAACAGUGACUAAAACUUUAAUAAGCAUCUGUCUCUGCUGGUUGUUCUCCUCAAAUUACAAUAUUGGCUAUAUAGUAAGUGGCAGAUAUUUUGCAGCUUCCCAAAGAUCAGAUGGGUGUUAUGGAAAAUGCUAUUUAGUAAUAAGUUUUUCUGGGACAUUCACUGACCUUUUCUUUUCCUUCUUGUUACCUUGUACCACGAUUAUAACUUUAUAUUUGAGGAUUUUUUAUGUUGUACAUCAGCAAGUGAAAGUUAUAAACUCCAUGAUGAAGAGUGGUAAAUGUGUAACAGAAGGAUCAGUAAGGAGGAAAUCUGAGAGCAAAGCUGCACUGACAUUAGGAAUCAUUGUGACAGUUUAUCUGCUUUGCUAUAUUCCCUACUAUAUAUUGUCUGUAACAGGUACUACAGUAACAUCUUCUGCCACAGUAACAUUUCUAUUAUGGACUUUGUAUGUUAACUCCGGUCUGAAUCCUCUUAUCUAUGCUUUAUUCUACCGCUGGUUUAAAAUAUCAGUAAAACACAUCUUAACGUUUAAAAUACUCGACCCAGCAUCCUCUCUUGUGGACAUUUUUAAAGAUUAA